GGAAGUAGGAUUCAUGCAACUGUGGAAGAAGAUUUGAUAUACAAUCAUCGAAAUGUUUUUAGCAUCAAUGCUUUUAUGCUAAAAGAAUACUUUAGAGAGUACAGAACCUCUACAUUGCCAAUGAAGUUGAUAUUUCUUAGUAAACCCAAACCAGCUGUAGGGUUUCCGCCAGAAUUGCCAGAACAAUAUUUUGCUGAUUUCUCUGAAAUUUUGGAUGGAAAGCACAACAAAAACAUUUUGAUUGAUGUCAUUGGACAAAUAUUGAACGUGGGUUCAAAAGAAAAUGUUCAAAUGAGAGGAAAGAAAGUGUCAAAUACAAAAUUGGAACUCAUCCUUAGAGAUGCCAAGUAA
This is a messenger RNA of Thlaspi arvense, 351 nucleotides long. Lineage: Eukaryota; Viridiplantae; Streptophyta; Magnoliopsida; Brassicales; Brassicaceae. The record is from the annotation of a GenBank genome assembly.